Messenger RNA from Hypoxylon fragiforme, 1122 nucleotides. Its product is annotated as P-loop containing nucleoside triphosphate hydrolase protein. The transcript has a single exon. Gene Ontology annotation, biological process: Golgi to plasma membrane protein transport; intracellular protein transport; protein localization to organelle. The record is from RefSeq and is a predicted model, not a curated record. Lineage: Eukaryota; Fungi; Ascomycota; Sordariomycetes; Xylariales; Hypoxylaceae. Bases 376 to 1014 code for a protein of 212 amino acids. Gene Ontology annotation, molecular function: GTP binding; GTPase activity. Gene Ontology annotation, cellular component: Golgi apparatus.
CUUUCCUCUUCAAGGUUGGCAGGUCUGUCUUGGCAUAACCUUAAAAUCUAAUUAGGAAAAAUCCCAAAGCGGUUAGGACUCGGGCAAUCGGGAUAGGCAAGACCCGGCGCACCCCCAGCCACAAGGACGUUUUUCAUUGGUCCAGUCCAUCUAGUUAAAACCAUUCCAAUUCAAACUGCUGCGCGCUUAGCUUAUCAAGCUCCAAUUUCACAAUCAAUCAAUCAAUUUCCCUAUCUCCCUAUCUUGCGCAAUCGACUCUCAAACUGCUGCUACACCACUACAUACCUGCAUACUACAUAUUUUUUACUAGUUAUGUACCUACUAAGUUGUAUGUAGUAGUACCUAAAAUAAAAAACCACCACCACCACCACCACCAUGUACCAUCUAGCCAAAUCCCUCUACCUGCUCGCGCGGAGCCGAGAGGAAUACUCAGUCAUACUCCUGGGGCUCGACAACGCCGGCAAGACGACGUUCCACGAGCAGGCCAAGUCGCUCUUCCUGCCGGAGCACCCGGACCCGAAGCUCAAGACGGUGCCGACGGUCGGGCAGAACGUGUCGACGCUGACGCUGCCGGACAUGUACGUCAAGAUCUGGGACGUGGGCGGGCAGCUGAGCCUGCGCAAGCUGUGGCAGAGCUACUACGCCAGCUGCCACGCCAUCGUCUUCAUCAUCGACAGCACCGACAUCGGCGACGGCACCCUCGAGCACGACAGCUCCGGCCGCCUCGACGAGUGCCGCCUCGUGCUCGAGGACGUCCUGCAGAACUCCGAGACCGAGGGCGUGCCGCUGCUGAUACUGGCGAAUAAGCAGGAUCGCGAGGACUGUGUCGAGGUCGUGCGCAUAAAGGAGGGCCUGGUGAAGAAGGUGUUCGAGGGCGAGAAGGCGUCCAGUAUUCGCGACUCGAGAGUCUUGCCCGUGAGCGCGCUGACGGGGACCGGGGUAAGAGAAGCUGUCGAGUGGGUGAGGUCGAGGGUGAAGUGGAAUAAGGAGUCAAGACCACCGGUGAUGAGGUAGAGUCUUGGAAGGAAGACUCUAGAUAAUUCGGCAAAACGGUGUUAUUUGGUUAUAUAGGGGCUCGGGUCGGGUUUGCAUUCAGCGACAUAGAAAAGGCGUUCUGGAACU